AUGAUUCAUUCACAUCCCUUUGGUCGCUCUUGUCCUGCUAAUCCAAGGCAUAAAAUUAAACUGCCAUCCAUCGUAUCUCGUUUGGAUAAUCCUAUGAUGGUACCCAUAGAUCCACAUGAUGAAUCUGUAUAUACACUUAUUCAACAUUCUCUCGCUCCUACUCGCUCGUCUAAACAAUUGUAUCGUUCAAGUUUUGCUGAUUCAGUGCGUGCUCAACUUAAAGCUGCACGUCAACCAUCUAAGCUUGUACUAACUUCUCGGUCUAGUACAGCUGUUUUGGAUGCAAAGGUUACUCAUCCUAGUCGUGGAUAUUCCUCAAAACGACUGCCUCCAAUACUCGCGUCUGCUAAACUACACGAGCGCGAUGUGUCUGCAUCACGUCGCAACGGAACAAGUGAUCAAGGUGUAAUGAGUACUACUGGCGGUUUACAGCCGCAUUCACCACUAAAAAAACAUGGCUCAUCACAACCGUCAUUGUGUCCCUUGGUGAACAAAAAAAUCCCACCUUCUACCAUACACCAUAGAUAUGAAAUUGAACGACCUUGUUCAUCUAAUCCAUCAAGAAAAUUAAUACACGACAAGGUUGCACCUGCAGCAGAAGGAAUACCUCGAUACAACUCUGGCAAAAAAUCUGCCAUUGAUAAUACAACUGUAUCUUUUAUAGAUCCACAUCACCCACCACCAAAACAUGGCAACAACUCCACAAAUCAUCAUUUCGCUGCUUCACUGUCCCAACCAGAUAAAAUAGACAACAGUGUACGUGCUAUGAGUGAUCAGGAGAAAAUGGGAAUCAUCAAAGGUUUAAAGGUAAAUUUAAGCAAGGCCAUGGCGCAAUAUGGAAAACUUCCAAUUACUCAUGAAACACCACAACGAUUACAGCGGAAAAGAGCACUAGAACAAACAAUAUUUGAAUUGGAAAGAGACAUUGAGAUGAUCAGUAAUGGACAACAUAUCCUGAUUGAGCAAUAG
Molecule: messenger RNA, 969 nt
Organism: Batrachochytrium dendrobatidis JAM81
Lineage: Eukaryota; Fungi; Chytridiomycota; Chytridiomycetes; Rhizophydiales
Exons: 3
Coding region: 1-969 (322 amino acids)
Cellular component (GO): acrosomal vesicle
Molecular function (GO): calmodulin binding
Source: RefSeq, a predicted model, not a curated record